This is a messenger RNA of Tympanuchus pallidicinctus (lesser prairie-chicken), 4898 nucleotides long. It is a transcript of the gene NUAK1, whose product is annotated as NUAK family kinase 1. NCBI's taxonomy places the organism in Eukaryota, Metazoa, Chordata, Aves, Galliformes, Phasianidae. Gene Ontology annotation, cellular component: cytoplasm. Gene Ontology annotation, molecular function: tau-protein kinase activity; protein serine/threonine kinase activity; ATP binding. Gene Ontology annotation, biological process: protein phosphorylation; microtubule cytoskeleton organization; intracellular signal transduction. The coding region runs from base 16 to 2070 and encodes 684 amino acids. The transcript is spliced from 7 exons. The record is from RefSeq and is a predicted model, not a curated record.
CCGCCGCCGCCGGGCAUGGAGGGCGCCGAGGCGGCCGCCCGCGGCAGCUGCAGCAGCAGCCCCGCGCAGCCCCGCUGCUCCUCCUGCGGCUCCGCGCCGGCCGGCGGCGGAGAGGCGGCGGCAGCGGCCAUGGAGGAGCCGCUCGGGGAGGCUGCGUCCCCGGGGGUAGCGGCGGCGGCGGCGGCGGGGCCGAGGAAGCAGCAGGGGGUGAAACGGCAUCACCACAAGCACAACCUGAAGCAUCGCUACGAGCUGCAGGAGACCUUGGGCAAAGGCACCUACGGCAAAGUCAAGCGGGCCAUCGAGCGGUUCUCCGGCAGAGUGGUUGCAAUAAAAUCCAUUCGUAAGGACAAAAUUAAGGAUGAGCAAGAUAUGGUUCACAUCAGACGGGAGAUUGAGAUCAUGUCAUCCCUCAGCCACCCUCAUAUCAUCACCAUAUAUGAAGUGUUUGAAAAUAAAGAUAAGAUUGUGAUCAUCAUGGAGUACGCAAGUAAGGGAGAGUUGUAUGAUUAUAUCAGUGAGAGGCGACGACUGAGCGAAAGAGAAACAAGACACUUCUUCCGACAAAUAGUCUCUGCUGUACAUUACUGCCACAAGAAUGGCGUGGUCCACAGGGACCUAAAAUUGGAAAACAUCCUUCUUGAUGACAAUUUUAAUAUUAAGAUUGCUGAUUUUGGACUCUCCAACCUUUAUCACAAAGACAAAUUUUUGCAGACCUUUUGUGGAAGCCCACUGUAUGCUUCCCCUGAAAUUGUUAAUGGACGACCUUACAGAGGCCCAGAGGUUGACAGCUGGGCCCUUGGUGUAUUGCUUUACACUCUGGUUUAUGGAACCAUGCCCUUUGAUGGCUUUGAUCACAAAAAUCUCAUCAGGCAGAUCAGCAGUGGAGAAUAUCGUGAACCAACGCAGACCUCAGAUGCUCGUGGUCUCAUCAGAUGGAUGUUGAUGGUGAAUCCUGAACGCCGAGCAACCAUUGAAGACAUUGCCAACCACUGGUGGGUUAACUGGGGCUACAAGAGUAGUGUUUGUGACUGUGAUGCCAUGAGGGACUCUGAGUCCCCAUUGCUAGCAAGGUUCAUUGAUUGGCAUCACCGCUCUACUGGCCUCCAACCAGAGACUGAUACAAAAAUGAAGUGCCUUUCUAAGCCCAAAGGUCCCGAAGUCACACUAGAAAGACAGAGGUCUCUGAAAAAAUCAAAAAAGGAAAAUGACAUUGCACAGUCCAUCCAGGAAGGAGGAGCUGAAAAUGCAUCCAAACCCACUUCCAAAAGACCCAAAGGCAUCCUGAAGAAAAGGAGCAACAGUGAACAUCGAUCUCACAGUGCAGGGUUCAUUGAAGGCGUGGUCAGCCCAGUGUUACCUUCUGCUUUUAAGUUGGAGCAGGAGUUGUGUAGGACUGGUGUAGCCAUUAAAACUGUUGUGGAGGGAGAGGUAGCUGGCAAAUACGGCACUAAGCAGUCUUCACUAAUGCCAAAAAAAGGAAUCUUAAAGAAGACUCAGCAGAGGGAGUCCGGCUAUUACUCCUCUCCAGAACGAAGUGAAUCUUCGGAGCUCUUGGACAAUAAUGAUGAAACAGUAAACAGUGACACCUCUCCAGGGGUCACAGAACCAUCCAGAAAUGGGUCUUACAGCCAUUCCUGCAGGCGUAAGGGUAUCUUGAAACAUAAUGGCAAGUAUUCUACCAGCAGCACUGAAUCUGCUCUAAUUAGCCCUGAUACACCAACUCUGGAGGCCAUGGAAGAAGUAGUCCUGCCUGGAGAUGCAUUACCUCGAAGUUACAGUCGCCCUUCCAGCGUGAUUAGUGAUGACAGUAUUUUGUCCAGUGACUCCUUUGAUUUUCUGGAUUUGCAAGAGAACAGGCCAAACAGACAGAGGAUACGGAGCUGUGUCUCUGCUGAAAAUUUCCUACAGAUCCAAGACUUCGAAGGACUUCAGAACCACCCACGGCCACAGUACCUAAAACGGUAUCGCAACCGUCUGGGGGACAGCAGUUUUUCCCUUCUCACAGACAUGGAUGAUGUGACUCAGGUCUACAAGAAAGCCCUAGAGAUCUGCAACAAGCUCAACUAGCAGCAGGAGGAUGGAAAGGGAGGGAAAGGAGUUGUUCUGGGUACCUUUAUGGUGGAGUUAGCCAAGUUACUAUUUGCUGAGAAUGGUAGGUUUUCCUUCAAAGGAUCUGACUGAACUCCUAGCAACGUCUUGAAUAGCCCCAAAGUCACAAAGUCAUCUCACGCUUCUCUAAUUUUGUGUCUUCAGAAUAUUACCUAUCUGACCAGAGCAAAACCUUUGGUCUUUAUAUACGUGAUGAAAGUGUGUUAGGAUCUAGCAGACAAAAGCAUUGAGAUUUAAUGGCUUGGAGUGAAAGCUAGGCAGAAUUAAAACUGGAAACAAGACACACACAUUUUGAGAGGUUUCUGAUUCAUAUUAGAUUAGCUAUAUCAAGAGAUAAGCUGAAUUCUUCAAGUCAAUUUUGGAUGCCUUUCAGAAAGAGAACCUUUAUUAUCCCUUGAAGUUAUUCAUCAGGAUACAGGCAUCUAAUGUUUUCAUUCAAGAGUUUUCAUCUUGCAUUAUGCAGGAGGCCAGGCUGGAUGGUCACCCUGUUUCCUUCCAUCAGGGUGAACUGAGAGAUUCCUGAACCCUUUCUGUAACAGAUAAUUUGUGAGUGUAUAACUUCACACAGCUGUAUGUAUACAGGGAUUGGAGUAGGCAUCCAGAUCUGGCCCUUUCUACAGCUGUUGCUCUUCAGAGAGCAGGAGGCCCUAAAAUUGUUUCCAAUACCACUCCUACCAGCAAAAACAGAGUCAGAGAAAUGAGAAAGGGAGCUGGAAGUAAUUGGUGUUGUAAGCAGUGACUCUUCAAAGCGUUGUUCUACUUGUGACUUUUCGAAAGAGGUCAGCCAGAUGGAUGCCCAGAGAUUGGUCCUAAGGGCUAACAGAUCCUCUAGCCUUGAGUUCAGUCACUGUCAGCAAAUGGUUCCACCUUGCUAUUAGCUUGUAGUACCUGAGGGUGACAGGUAGUUUGAGACCAGAAUGUUAGGGAAAAGGUUGUAGCAUGUAGGAAACGGAUAGAGGCCAGAAAGUUGGUGGGAAUAUGCCUUUCUCCAAGUGAAAAUAUUUCUAAGUAGGUAGGAAUGGAGCAGAAAGAAUUGAGCAAUGAAGUGAUAACUGUAGAUUUGAUAACAGAGUUAGCAUAAAAAUGCAGGCCUCUAUAUUGAUAGCAUAGCUGGUACUGCAUAUGCAGUGAUGCCAGCUUGAAUAAACGAAAAGAGUAUGUGUGUGUAUUCUCACAUAUACCUAAAUAUCCAGACUAAAGGCUUCAACUCCCAUAAAGGUACCACAUGGGUCUACUGGAUUAUCUGAAUGUAAGCCUAUGUCAGAAAGGCACUGUGUGUUUGACAGGCCUGGGCAAACUGGAAUCAUAAGGCCCAUUUCACUCUCAUUUACAUGAGCACAUAGCCCCUAGCUUUCUUGGAGGUGCACUGGUGUGAAUACAUGGCAGGUUUCAGCCUACGAUAUCAAAGAGCCACAGCUGUAAAAUCCAUGUAUACAGGCAUACUCGGAAGAGAGAAGCAUGGGGCAAACUCUGUUCUCACUUCUCCCCUGGAACUGGAACUGAAAGCAGACUUCGGCCCACUGUGUUCAAAAUCCUAGAGACUAUGCAGAAAUGGAAUAGAGAUCCUCUGAUUAAUCUUUGAGUAUCAGGGAUAACCCCACAAACAUUGGCAUCUGGGGCAGGGAGCAGUUUCACUUGCAAAUUGUUUAUUCGGUGUGUCACGGUACUUCAGUCUGCUGGUUCCUCCUAAAAACCAACCAGCAUAAAGAUGAACGAGCUCAAAUUUCCUAAGUCAGUUAAUCUGUUUCUGUGGAGAACCUUUUCUUUAUUGUAAAACACUGGACCAAAUUUGGCCCUGGAGUCAAUGCCAUCAACACCCACGAAGUCUAAGAGAGAUGUGCUCUCAGGCGGUCAAGUGAAAUGUGGCUCACUGCUCAUUUGCUCAGGAACGGGAAUUCCAGGGCAUUUCUCUGUAGAUGUAGGAUGCUUUUGGUGUGAUGCUUAGAGAUACCGUCUUCUCACAGGCCCUGCAUUUGCUCCUUAUAGCCCACCCAAAGCCAACACCCUGUUUUGCAGUGUAUUUGAUUAACAGGCAGCACAGUGGCCCUGGAGCAGAAGAGUCGGCUCCUCAGCCGGCACACCUCAGCGCUGUCGUGUUGAUGUGAUGGAGCAGCACUCCGGUGGGGUUGUGCUGAGUGAUGCCUUCCCUAUGGGUUUCCUGCUGAAUCCUGAGUGGAUUUACAGGGGUUUUAGGAUGAAGGGAAGGGCACUCGACCAGCUGCAGCAGGGAAUGAGGAGUGCCCUGAAGGCUCAAAUCUACCUAGGCUUUUGCCCAGGCCUGCUUCCUUGUGUACAAAUGUGAAUGAGUGAGUGACUGCUUGCUGCCAAACUGGAAAUGUUACAUAGGGAUUUACUGGCAUGUUACUGGCAUGUUACAUGUUUACUGGCAUGUUAUCAUUCCUAGAGAAGAAAAAAAAACCAAAACACUUGACUGCACAUUGUUAUUAUUAGUGUUGUGAUUUUUAUUUAAUUUUUUUGUAAUACAAAGUUGACUUUUUUUAUUUGAAUUUGUCUCUCUUUUUUUUUUUUUUAUUUAUUGGUCUGAAAGCCAUUUCAAAGGUAUAAUAAUAUAUUUGGUGUAAUUUAAUUGGUGCAACAUUAUUUUACAGCUCCGGCCAAAAUCGUUUGGUGUUUUUUGUUUUGUUUUAUUGUUUUUUUCUCCCUAUCCUCAGUUGGUUUGAGCUCUAGGAGACACACAGGGGAAAACGCUGGAUAAUCACCCAAAGUGUAUUUUUAAUCUGAUACUGUUUUUUUAUUAAAUAAAAUGGAAUUAAUGUAACUGUGAA